Molecule: messenger RNA, 7802 nt
Organism: Oryzias latipes (Japanese medaka)
Lineage: Eukaryota; Metazoa; Chordata; Actinopteri; Beloniformes; Adrianichthyidae
Gene: rims2a
Product: regulating synaptic membrane exocytosis 2a
Biological process (GO): positive regulation of synaptic transmission; intracellular protein transport; regulation of membrane potential
Cellular component (GO): cytoskeleton of presynaptic active zone; presynaptic membrane
Molecular function (GO): small GTPase binding; transmembrane transporter binding
Source: RefSeq, a predicted model, not a curated record
UUUUUGUUGAGGCUAUCUUUCAAAUUGGACAAACCCAAAGUAAUUAACCAAACUUAAUUAAAAAACUAAAUCUCUCACUAAAUUGACAUACUGUCUUAACUGUCUUAACUGGAGGGUUUGUGUCCCCAGAACAAAGGGGCCAGACCCAAACUGAGAGCAAAAACAGCCUCUUUCCAAGAGAAACUGAAAGAUCGUAUGGUCUGGCUCCUCCAACUCUAAAUGUCCUGAGUGGAAGGAUGGCUGCAGAGUUUUGGACAGGACAUAUAAAAAAAACUUACAGUCAUGUUCAUUCACUAAAGCUAGCCUCACCAGCUUAAACAGAGCACAUGAAACAGUGACCUAGUCAACAUCAGCAGCUGUCAGUCAGUGCCAUCAUUUGUGAAAUGAUUGUAAUCUGAGGAGCUGUGGCAGAUGUUAUCAUGAAGUAGUUUCACUGUUUUCUGUGCUGGAAAUGUUGGUUGCAUAAAUCAAAAGCUUAUUUUCCUGAGUUUAGUUGUAAAGCUAUCAUUUCUUUGGCUUUCUUAUUGGAAUUUUGCUUUGAUUUGGUUCGAAGUCGGGUGCUUUAAACCACCUGGUCUUUUUGCUUCUUAAAGAUGGGGAUGACUUUGCUGAACGGGAUGAUUUCGGGGAACAGACUGAGUCAGAUAUGUUCCUGUAAGAGGAGCGCAGUAAAACGGUGCCGGCGCUCUUCUCCGGUGUUGGUCUGUCUGUGUCAGCAGAGCUGGGACUCGCCGCAUGCGUAAUGAGCUCUCGUCGGGUCCAGCAGAGCUCUGACUCUCCCUCAGACGAGCCAGAACAGCGGUGCUGAGGGAUGUUACGUGAUUUGGCUCGCCUCUUCAGCGGCUUCAUUCGUUUUAAGCAGGUUUAACGUGUGGCGCCGUUUGUCCAGUCGUUUCUGACUUGUUCUGUUCAGCGCGGCUGCGUUGGUUUCUCUGGAUCGCUGUGGUCUCCGGUUUAACCUUCAGAGUUGUUGUUGGUGGAGUCGGAGCUGUCCGCGGUGCUGAAGGUCGGGGCGGCUCCUCCAUGCUGUGAGGACAGCGGUUCCCUCGUUCAGACGGAGAUCUUCCUUUGGCGGCACCAUGGGUUAUGUGGGUAUGCAACUUGUGCCGAAAACAACAAGAAAUCCUCACCAAAUCGGGGGAAUGGUUCUAUAGCUCAGGGCCGGGUCAAGUGCGGGGCGUGUUUGAGGGAGGGCCACAGGGGAAAAAGGCCAAACUGCAGGACCCGUCUCUGUACCCCCACCAGGGAGUCUCAGGUGACUUGAGACCAUCUUCAGACAGAAGCAGACCUCACGGCGGGCUUCUACCCAGACAGGCGUCGCUUGACAACGAUACAGGGCUACGGUACUCUGGAUCUGGUGACCCAUCCCUUGACAGGAAACAGAGUCCAUCUGCAUCCAGGGAUCCAAACCAAAAAUACGACCAAAGGGAGGGGGGCAACCACCCACAGUAUGCUCCGGCAGACGGCGGCAUGCCCAGAUCACCGUCCGAUUAUGGGGAUAGAAACUCGCGGCAGACUUCACGGGGCCCACAUAUGUAUCCAGACGUGGACGCAAUGCGGAUGGGCUUCCGUGACCGGCGGGGGCCCGGCCGCUGGCACUCACAGGAAUAUCCGCUUGACCAAGAAUUAGAUGGACCCCCAACUGAGUAUGACCUCCAGCGACAGCGGCAGGAGGAAUACCAGGCACGGUAUCGCAGUGAUCCCAACCUGGCACGUUACCCUGUCAAGCCUCAGCCCUAUGAGGAGCAAAUGAGAAUGCACGCUGAAGUGGGCCGGCUAAGGCAUGAACGGCGACACAGUGAUGUCUCUUUAGCUUACACAGAGCAGGAUGACCCCGGCCCCAUCCGUCUGUCCCGCCAACAUUUCACCGAGCGCAGGCCGCCCAUGGUGGGACAGCGCUCGUACUCUGUUGAUCGCUCUUCUCCGGGACCAAUGGGUCCUAGCCUUGGAAGCCACAGAACCUCCAACCACAGCCCCCCAACACCCCGUCACAGUCCUGUGCUGGGGGAUCGACAAGACCAACGAAGAGGAGACUUUGGUGGGGAUGCUAUGAGGAGGCAGCAGCACCACCUGGACCCCAGUUCAGCGGUCCGCAAGACCAAAAGGGAGAAGAUGGAGAGUAUGCUAAGGAAUGACUCCCUGAGCUCUGACCAGUCAGAGUCAGUACGGCCCCCACCCCCAAAACCCCACAAAACCAAAAAGGGAGGGAAGAUGAGGCAGGUGUCACUGAGCAGCUCAGAGGAAGAGCUUGCCACCACACCGGAGUACACAAGCUGUGAGGAUGUGGAGAUAGAGAGUGAGUCAGUCAGUGAAAAAGGGGAGAGUCAAAGGGGAAAAAGAAAAACUAUUGAGCAGGCAUUUAUGUCCGAGCCGACACACACCUUAUCUGAGAGGCAAAAGAAAAUGGUGCGCUUUGGGGGACACUCAUUUGAAGAGGACUUGGCAUGGUGUGAACCACAGGUUAAAGACUCUGGAGUUGAUACGUGCAGUAGCACUACCCUAAACGAGGAGCAUAGCCAUAGUGAGAAGCACCCAGUGACAUGGCAGCCAUCCAAAGAUGGAGAUCGUCUUAUUGGCCGUAUUUUGCUCAACAAGCGAAUGAAAGACGGAAGUGUGCCUCGUGACUCAGGAGCUCUUCUUGGUCUUAAGGUGGUGGGAGGGAAGAUGACAGAAUCUGGAAGGCUUUGUGCUUUCAUCACUAAAGUGAGGAAAGGAAGUCUAGCAGAUACCGUUGGACACCUUAGACCAGGAGAUCAGGUGCUGGAAUGGAGCGGCAGGCUCUUACAAGGAGCAACAUUUAAAGAAGUUUACAAUAUUAUCCUGGAAUCGAAGCCGGAGCCACAGGUGGAGCUGGUGGUGUCACGGCCUAUAGGAGAUAUUCCAAGGAUACCCGACAGCACACACGCACAACUGGAGUCAAGUUCGAGUUCCUUUGAGUCUCAGAAGAUGGAUCGUCCAUCAAUCUCCGUCACAUCCCCUAUGAGUCCCAGAACGCUGCGGGACGCGCCCCAGUACCUGUCAGGACAGCUCUCAAGCCAAAGCCUUAGUAGAAGAACAACGCCUUUUGCUCCUAGGGUCCAGGUCAAACUGUGGUAUGACAAAGUAGGCCACCAGCUUAUAGUCACCAUUUUGGGCGCCAAGGAUUUGCCCCCCAGGGAAGAUGGUCGGCCCAGGAACCCUUAUGUCAAAAUUUACUUUCUCCCCGACAGAAGUUUGAAUUAUUGUUCCUCCAGUGACAAAAGCAAAAGGAGAACAAAAACAGUAAAGAAAUCCUUAGAGCCCAAGUGGAAUCAGACCUUUAUGUACUCGCCGGUGCACCGGCGGGAGUUUCGGGAACGCAUGCUGGAGAUCACGCUGUGGGACCAAGCAAGGGUGAGGGAGGAGGAGAGCGAAUUCCUGGGAGAGAUCCUCAUAGAGCUGGAGACAGCUCUGCUAGACGAUGAACCGCACUGGUACAAGCUACAGACCCACGAUGUGUCCUCCAUCCCUCUCCCACGUGCCUCCCCCAAUUCACAACGCCGGCAGCUCCACAGAGAGAGUCCAACACGCCGUCUGCAGAACAAAGACGCAUUUUUAUACAACUCAGGAUCCCAGAGGAUAAGUGACAGCGAGAUUUCCGACUUUGACUGCGAAGAAGGUGUCGGAGUUGUUACAGACUAUCGGUCAAACGGAAGAGACUUCCAGAGCUCCACAUUGUCUGUGCCUGAGCAGGUCAUGUCAUCCAACCAUUGCUCUCGGUCGGCUGACAUAGCCAGGGCGCGGUCGCGUUCACCUAGCGUCCCCCCACUCUCCAGCCGUGACCGUCGUGUUUACCCACUCUGCAGAGAAGAUGCGGUCAGGUUACUGCGUUCCACUAGGAUGUCCCGGGCCCAUUCUGAGGCCUCCUACUCCUCCGAUUAUGACUACGAGAGGAACCACGGAGCCAUGGAUAGACACGAGUAUCACAGCAGGUCCCGCUCUGCAGACCAGCGGCCCGUUACAGAGCGCCUUGCACCCCGCUCACACUCUACUGAACGCCCCCACGACUCUUCCAUCAUGAGGUCCAUGCCAUCGUUGCCGUCUGGGAGGUCUGCUCCCCCCUCUCCUGCCAUGACGAGAGCGCAUCCUCGUAGUGGAUCAGUCCAGAUCAGCCCAACUGGUACCCCGAUGUCCAGUAGACGAGGUCGGCAACUCCCACAGCUUCCACCCACAGGAAUGGACAGAAAAGACACGGACUCACCAAGUUGGACGAACUCAGGUAUGGACAUGGAUGAGAGGACCAGGCAAAUGAGAAUGAAGAUGAACAAGUACAAACAGGGAGCGGGCUCUGACUCCAGACUGGAACAAGACUACCACAAGCGUACAGGCAGGGAUGGUCGAGGCUCAGACAACCUGUCAGUCAGGUCAUCGGACAGCGAUGUAAGUGACGUGUCCGCUGCAUCGAGAACCAGUAGUGCCUCUCGGUUCAGCAGCACGAGCUACAUGUCUGUCCAGUCGGAGAGGCCACAGGGAAACCGUAAGAUCCGUGACUUUACAUCCAAAAUGAAAAACAGGGAAACGGGCACAUCCAGUGGGGUUAACAUGACCAAGAGCACAAGCAUCAGCGGCGACAUGUGCAACCUGGAGAAGACGGAGGGCAGUCAGUCUGACACGGCGGUGGGCACGGUAGGCACAGACGAGAAGAAGAGGCGCUCCAGCAUUGGUGCCAAAAUGCAGGCCAUGGUUGGCAUGUCGCGCAAGAGCCGGAGCACUUCUCAGCUCAGCCAAGCAGAAGCGGGAGGCAAGAAACUGCGCAGCACCAUCCAGAGGAGCACAGAGACGGGGCUCGCGGUGGAGAUGAGGAGCAGGAUGACUCGGCAGGCCAGCCGGGAGUCCACCGAUGGAAGCAUGAACAGCUACAGCUCAGAGGGAAACCUCAUCUUCCCGGGCGUGAGGCUCUCCUCUGAUGCUCAGUUCAGCGACUUCUUGGACGGCCUUGGCCCCGCCCAGCUGGUUGGACGCCAGACACUAGCUACUCCAUCUAUGGGAGACAUCCAGAUUGGUAUGGUUGACAAGAAAGGAGCCCUGGAGGUGGAGAUCAUUAGAGCGCGUAGUCUUGUGGGAAAACCAGGUUCCAAGGCACUGCCAGCACCAUAUGUUAAGGUCUACCUUUUGGAAAAUGGGGUCUGCAUAGCCAAAAAGAAAACUAAAGUAGCAAGAAAAACUUUGGAUCCUCUUUACCAGCAACAACUGCCUUUUGAGGAAAGUCCGGGAGGGAAGGUUUUGCAGGUUAUUGUUUGGGGUGACUAUGGGCGUAUGGACCAUAAAUCCUUCAUGGGAGCAGUUCAGAUACUGUUAGACGAGCUGGACCUGUCCAACAUGGUGAUUGGCUGGUACAAGCUCUUUCCUCCCUCCUCACUGGUGGACCCAACUCUAGCCCCACUGACAAGAAGAGCUUCCCAAUCUUCACUAGAUAGCUUCUCUCGAUCAUAGCAGCGUGUGGACUGACAGCAUUGUUGUAGCAGCCAGUGUUGCGAUCGCAGGUCACGAGCCCCGGUUAAACUGCAUGCUUGAUGUUGUGUCUUCUGAGCCUGUUUCUCGGGGUGCAAACGUGAUCCUGUGUUUUGAGCAAAAACGGCGCGCACAUUGUGCACGUGGCAAAAUGCGUUGCAAGCGCAUGGCGGCAGGGAAUGCCAGGCGUUGCUAUUUGGAGGAAGCUGUGAUGAACUCCUUAGCACGAGGAAUACAUCAGUUCCAGGUCUUCUUCCAAUUCGAAGCCAUGGGGGUCCACACUGGGAACCACUAAACGGGUUUCACAAAGGCCCUUUUUAAAUGAAAAAAAAAAAAACAUGUAUGUCCCUUUGAUUUUUUUUUUUCAUUUACGUUGUUUUCAUUUGUGUUGUUAAUUUAUUUUUCUUUGAAUGUCAAUCUGUCUGUGUCUAAAGGGGAUGGUCUUUUUUUCUAACCUGAUGCUUGGUCAUGCCACGCCUACAGACCUCGCUGCGUAACCAUGGUGUUGGAGCCCACUCCUUUUGGUGGGGCUUUUUCAACACUCCCUAAAAAACACUCCGGCAUCUUUCGCCUUGGUGUGUGGAUCAACCUGCGCUGAUAAAUCACAUUAAUCAGGAACAAUACUGAAGGACAACCAUCAACCCUCCAAAGAUUAUUCAGCAACAAGCCAGACCCCAUAAAAAAUGUACAAUCCUUUAUUUGUUAAUAUAAUGUAUGAAAAUAAAAUAAGAACUAUUUUUUCUUUUUAGUUUUUUUGCAUGGGCACAAAUUUAGCAAAUUGAAAAAAAUUAUUUUCUUGAGGCUGCAUAUUGCAAAAAAAAAAGAAAAGAUGAAGAAAAAAAACAGAUCAGCCACUUUCAAGAAUUUAUAUUAUUUUUAAAUAAAAGAUUUCUCUAGUGCAUGGUUUUCAAGGGGAGUGAAUGCCACAUUGUGUUGAAAAAAACAUUCUUUAUCCUUCUUUAGAUCAUCCGUGAGUCUGUGUUUUACAGACAUGCAGAUAAGAAAACUUUAGAGAAUCUUUUGGAAUCAUUUCAGAAAAAUAUGUUUCUGUGACAGAAAACAAUAAAGAAGAUAAAUGUAAAUUAUUUCUUUCAUUAUAAAAGGCUCCAACCUUAAAUCGAUGAACAUCAUGUGUAAAUUGUAUGUUUCUCUUCUUCUUCCUUGUCCCAGGGCAUUUCUUAUUGUAGUAUUCAUUGCUGCCAUCGAUCGGUCCCUGAUAUCGUCCAGAUUUUAGGACUUUCAGUCACUUUACAGUUCAGGAUUGUUUUAUUAUGUAUUUUUUUUUGAAUUUGACUUAUUUUAACAAGCAUGUUGAAAGGUAUUUUCUGCAACAUGUCUUGGGCACACCUUACAGUAACUUCGCAUGUUUUGAUAAAGAAGAUAUUUGGAAUUUUUGCAGUUUCUUGUACAGUGCAUGUCAACUUGAUUACUUUUCCCCUCACAUUACACCGAGCAGCAAAUUAGUUGUUGGCCUUCCUCAGCCAAUUAUGGAGGUUUCAAAAAAUAAAACAAAAAACAUUCCACCCCGUGCCCCUCCCUCCCAAAGUCAUAUUUUCUUUCAGGUUUUGGGGGAAAAAAGGGAAUAAUAUUUUCUAUACCUACAGGAUGUUGGCUACACAAUUGUAACUGCAAGUUUAUUUUAUUUCAGUAUUGUUGAUGAACAUGCAAAAACAAUUUGUAAUGAUAACCUAAUAAUGCAGCAACAAACAUGCAAGAGUUGUGUGUUGCUGUUGUUCAAUUUUAUAGGCAGUCUUGAUGACAAUGAGCAGAAUAAAAGUUCAAAUGACGCAGGAGAUUGCCACAGAAAACGUUUUUCCUUGUUUUAACGGAAAUGAAAUUAAUUUACUAUAUUUUUGUUAGUUUUAUUUAAAAGCUAAGACCAGUUUAUUUUUUAUUUCCUAUUUUUUGUGAUUAAAACAAGCUUCUCAUGUUUGAGAAGGAUGAAUCUUAUAAUUGCAGUAUGUCUGAAUGAAACUGAACCGAGGCAUUAUUCCAUUUCCACAUGAGAACAAUGCAUUUCAAUAUGGAUAAAAGGAAACUUUAUCAUUCAAGAGAACACAGUAUAUAUUUUAUUUCCCACUGUACAUACCUUUUAGAUGUCAGAAUUUGAAUAAACCAACUACCAGAGGCAGAUUUCUAGACUCUUCUGGAACUGGAAAAAUGCCUCCUGAUGACAUAGACAUAUGUUAUUUUUCCCUUUGAAUGCCUUUUCAUUUUCUCUUUUUGGUGCAAUGUGUUAAUGCCAAGGCUAUGUCUUGGUUAAGUAUGGUUGAGUACAGAGAUUUAUGUAAGUUAUUUUUCAAAUUAAGAAUAAAAAUUGAUAUUACAUUGAU